Heterotrigona itama is the source of this 6520-nucleotide messenger RNA. The record is from the annotation of a GenBank genome assembly. Lineage: Eukaryota; Metazoa; Arthropoda; Insecta; Hymenoptera; Apidae.
AAAGAGAUCUUUGUGUGCCGUUCUAUUCACAAUCAACAACAUCUGACUGCGAAUUUUGAACAAAAUUGUGGUUACCCAACGAGAGGUAAUAAAGGGGAAUAGAGUGAAUGAAUUUUUAAGAAACUCCGCGGCUGGAGACGAACAAUGUCCUUUUGCAGGAUAACAGGAAGAAGCAGGGGCCUCCCUAAGCCAAAUUACUUCCCUCUUUUACCGCCGAUCAGCCCAGCUGAUGCGAGACGUUUCUGUCGGAUCACCGGGAAAUCGUACGGUCUGCCUACUCAUCAUUACAUUCCAGUCUUAUUGGGUAUUCACAGCCACGACAAAUCGAAAUGCAAGAUAACGAAUGCUUCCGGUCUAGGACCGCAUCAUUAUACAGCUGGCUUCGUCCUGGGCGAGAAGAAGAAACACGUGAUCCUCAAGGACUACCGUUACGUGUUCCCAGUCCUGGAAGGAGAAGGGGAACAGCAAAAAGCUCUGAGAGAUUUAUUAAGCAAGAAACAACCUCUCGUCGAGGAGGAACAGACAAAAUUCGUGUACACGGUAGAAGAAAGAAGAUGCAGCCUGGUAUUUCCAUCCAGAUUGGAGGCUGCGGUCAGAGACGGGGACGUGAAGGACGUGAUGUUGUCCAGGGACUGCGACACAGUUUUGUUCAGGCUGAAACAAGGGAAAAACGUUUCGAUUGAUUUCAAGAAUCUAGAAGACUUUGAGAAUCUUUACGAUGGGCUUGGACCGAGUCAGGAGGUGGUGAAGGAAAGGGAGAGACUGGAAGCUGAGGCUAAGCGACGCAAGAGAAAACGACAGGCUGGUUUAAGUUAUGCCAAGAGGAUUUUCGAGGAGAAAGAGAGGGCCGCCGAGGAAGAGGAGCUAAGACAGACGAAGCAGUUAAAGCUUCGAAGCGUCAAGGAAGAAACGCAGGAAGAAAUGAAAGAAGAAACAUGGAAGAAUGUGAAUUUGAAACAGGCUAGAACCAGAGCGUGUAACUUCAUCUCUGUGACGAAACCUUUGAAAGGUGCGGAGAAGUCUCUGCCAGAGACUUUGGACUGGAACUCGUUCCAGGAUACUAAUGAACCAUCCAUGCAACCAAUCGUCGACAAAUUACCCACUCCUAUCAAAGUGGAGCCUCAGAUUGUCGAACAAAGUGCUACUACGUCGUGCACCAGCCCUAUCUCGGAGAGCACGGGAGGAUUCGAGGCGAUAUCAAUCGUGAAGCCAUUGACGCCGCUGAAAAUAGAAUCCGACGCUGCUCUACAGUCUGCCAUACGAGAUAUUCCAGCGAGCGGCUUGAAAGAGGUGUCCAAUGUAAACAUGAAGCUCCUGCAAGCAGGUGAGGAGGCAAUAGAGCAGCUGCCAAGAGUGGAAGAGAUUCCAGAGUUGGUGCAGAAACUGAGCAAGGGUAAGGUGACAACUCAACACAACGUUAAAGGUCUGAAAUUAGACAUAAAGUCCGCGCAGAGAUUUAUCACCGGCCAGACAGUGCAGACGCCGAACGGACCUAUUUUUGUACCUGGCCAGACGCUGCAAACACCUCAGGGUCCUGCGUUCGUUCCUGGCUUAACCGUGAACACUCCUGACGGUCCUCUCCUCGUUGCUGGACAGAUAUUCAACUUGAACGAGCAAGAUAACAGAGAAACACCUGUAUUUAUAGCUGGACAAACGUUGGCCACGGAACAGGGUCAUCGAUUCCUUCAGGGUCAAACUUUCCACACUGACGAUGGAGCCAGAUUUGUUCAAGGUCAAACCGUUCUUACAGACGACGGUCCAAAAUUCGUCGCCGGUCAAGUGACUAAAGAUGGAACUUUCAUUCCUGGUCAAACCAUUCUCACUCCUGACGGACCUCGAUUUAUGCCUGGUCAAACUAUCACUGAUAAUCAUGGAGAACAGAUAUUUGUCCCAGGACAGAGUGUACGGAUGAAUGAAACCUGGGAAUUCAUUCCUGGACAGUCGAUCGAAACUCUGACUGGAGAAAUGAAGUUCGUUUCAGGUCAGACGAUUCCAACUUGUCAGGGAUUACAAUUUGUACCGGGACAGUACGUGGUUUCGAAUUCUGGAGAGAAUUACUUUAUGCCUGGUAUAGUUAAAGAUACUGAGAAUGGUUCGACGUUCGUUCCUGGUAUGACUUUGGAUACUCCGAAAGGGCAAAAGUUCGUAGAAGGCCAAGUAGUAAGAACACCAAUGGGUGAGAAAUUCCUUCCAGGAAGAACUAGAAUCACAGAUAAGGGAAUCGAGUUUGCUGCAGCUAGUACGUUUGACGAGGUUGUGUUUUACGAUGCUGGACCUGUCGGUAUGCCGGUUGACCCAAAGACUGCCAACGUUUCCAUUCAGCAGAGCGAAAUCUUCGGUCACAUGGUACAAACUGAGAAAGGAGUUGAAUUCUUCCCAGAGGGUGAGAAAAAAUUACCAGAAGGAAAAAGGAUAGUUCCAGGCCAAUUAGUCAGGGGAGGAAAAGAUGGGCCUCGAUUCGUGCCUGGUGUGAUGACAGAGGAUGGUUUCCUGCCUGGUCAGAUAGUGAUGACAGAGAAAGGUGAACAGUUCGUUCCAGGUCAAGUGAUCGACACUAGUACUGGUCCUAAAUUCGUUCCUGGCCAACUGGUAGAGACUAGAACAGGCACAAAAUUCGUUCCUGGUCAAACCGUGGAGACUGCAGAUGGACCACGUUUCGUACCAGGUCAAAUCGUCGAGACCAAAGCUGGUCCCACUUUUAUUCCCGGUCAGGUAAUUUCCACCGACGAUGAAGAUUCUAGAUUCGUACCUGGACAAGUGGUAGAUACAUCUGAUGGACCAAGAUUCGUACCAGGUCGUGUCGUAGAGUCUGGAGAACUGGGAGUGACCUUUGUACCUGGCCAGAUAGUUCAGACCGAAGAAGGACCGCGUUUCGUAGCUCCAGAUCUAACUGACACGCCUGAAGGAGAAUUAGAAUUCUCUGUUCAAGGAUUCGAGGUCACCCCCGAGGAAUUAAAAUUAUUGAGGCCGCAGAAUUUACAUUAUAAUCCUCACGUUCAGCAUCAGGGAGAAACCAGCAUAGAUGCAAGGAUGCUUAGACAGUUAUCAGAAGCUGGUCUAUCUGUAGGGAGAAAAGUGACCACAGAUUUACCAGCUGUGGACGUGGAUAUAGAUCCAAAGGCGGUGGCUUUGGAACAUGCUCUUGUAAUGGCGGAGAAGCUCGGUUUACAUGGUACCACUGCAGUGAAGAUGGCGCAAAUAGUGUCAACUGUUGCUCAGCUAGCGAAAAACAUUGUGAUUCAACAGGAACAACAACUGGAGGAAAAUUAUAUCGAAACAAAGUUUAUGAAUGGUGCAAAGUCUCCUGUUAUAAACGAUAAUAACAGAAAUGAAGAAGGACAAGAGAACGAUGGGAAUGAUUAUUGGUUAAAAGACGCAGUGAAGAUAGCAAUGACAAGCGCCGUUCUGGCAAUUAUGAGUCACUCUAUGGAAAAUGGUAACGACUCUAAGCAAGAUUUCAUUUAUUCAUCCAUUAGCGAAGCAUUCAAUGUCCUUUUACGUCAAAGAAGUAGCAGUGUCGAGCAAUCUGUGGAAGAAAUCCUGCAGAUACUUCUAGUCCCCCAGAAUCGAAGUAACUUGUGUCAGUCUGCUCUGUUAGAUUUACUAGAGAGUAAAAAUAAUAAAGUGAACAUUUUAAAAUCCACCGUAGGCAGUCAGUCUCUGAAGGAAGACGUAGUCCUCGACAGAUUAUCCAUGGUCCUCGAGGAAGAACACGGUACGGAUUUAAUCGGUUCAGCUUUCAGGACAGUCUCGAAAAACGAUCCAGAACUGGUCUCUCGAGUUCUCCAAAAGGUAUCCGAAGAAGUUUCCACUAUCGUUACCGAAAAAGAAGCAGCCGAGACCGUUCACAAGGCCAUCAUCCAGGCAGUUAGAGAAUCGAGCGAAAUUCACGUGCAAGAAUUGUUAAACGACGAGGGGGGCAACGUUCGAGAGAUGCUUCUGCAAGCUGUAGGAUUAGCCAGAGCUUUAGGUAUGUCUAACAUUGCCAGCACUCUACUGACAGUGAUCAGCGAUGAAAAAUCAACACAAGUCCUAGCCGGUGAUAGGGUAACGUUAGACGUAUUGAAACGACUGACAGUGAUGAGAAAAUUAGCCGAAGAACGGCCACCGUUCAUGAACGCUUUAACGCAGUUAUGCAGCGAUCCAGAAUUGGCGCGGACUGAUCCACGAUUGAGGACUCUCGUUAGAGAAAGCGCAGCUCUAAUGAUUGUACCCGAAGAAGGUCCUCUCCAAUCGUCAACUGACGUACCGUCGAUUCUGCUUCAGUCUGACAAUAGUUUAGCCAUGGAAGAAUUCCUUUUGAGAAGAAACCACAGGCCAUCCACGAUUUUUAUGAUUCUGAAGCAAGGUAUGCAAGCCGUGGUGCCCAGAGAAGCUUCUAGGUCUGUUCUAACCGGAGAAGUGGCCUACACAGUUCUUGACGAGGAUGGAAUCCAUCAUUUUGAACCACUCCACGUUUUCUCCGCGCUUCAACUCGCUCGUCCAACCACCCAUCGAUUUUCUAUGUACUGUUGCCCCGUUGCGAAGGAAGAAGACGUGGACGUUGAAAUGUCCACGUUCACGGGAACCACCUCGAUGGCUAGUAGCCUUGACGGAUCUGGUACUGGGACUUAUCAGAGACAAGAAUGUAAUGGUAUUGUGUUGUCGAAGUCUGAUAAGUCGUUUGGACAGUCCGGCAGCAGGGAGAACACGCCGAGUUUGAGGAGAUUGAGCAACUUUCAAGAUAAUUACUUCGAACGGAAAUCAUUGGACAACUACAUCGUGGUGAAGGAUUAUAAAAACGAGACCGAUGGAUUCUCCGUGAACGUUGGCGACAUCGUCGAGGCGCUCGAAUACGCCGAUCCAGCCAAAAAGAUCAAGCUGGAUCCUGAUUUGGAUAUCGGCGGUGAGAUUGGCGAAACGUUGGACAAUUCUGCUGCCUGGCACAAACUGUCGGUUCGACCGCGUCGAAAAUACGCAGAUCCCCGUGCUAGAAGCAUCCCGAGGUCCUCCUCGGACAGCAGCUUCCAGAGAGUGUAUGUUCGUACAGCUGAUUCAAGAGAAGGAUGGCUGCCCAUGUCCAUUUUGAUGCAAACGGCCCUCAGCGAGGACUCGGCACUUGGUCAUCGGCCGGAAGACUCUCAAUACCGACGAGAAGCUGUAGUGAAAGAACUAGUGGAAACCGAGGAAGAAUUUGGCAGAGACCUUCAACAGGUCGUUGAACGUUACUUGAAACCCCUCGACAAUCCAGAUGUUCCACGGAUCGUACGUGACAACAAAGACAUCAUCUUCACGAACCUGAAACAGAUUGCCGACUUCCACAACACGUACGUAUAUUGGAUGAGACCAAGAAGAGAAAUUCACUGCGACACAAUCCAUUGGACAUUGGAAGACUCCACACGGAACAUGAUUUUUUUCCCACGAAAAACUUCCACAGUGUAUCAAUUUGUUAAUUUGUUGUUGUCCAAGUAGAUGACACGUGUUAUUCGAGCAAACCAUUCACAAACAACAGCAACAAAUCACGACUAUUCUUUAUUAGAAUCAAAGCGAAAAGAAAAACAUGCACGCCAUACAUGGUCACUAUUAAAUUUCACAUCGAGCACAUUACUUUCUCUUUAGUAAAACGCGUGAGCAACGUAAGUCUGAUAACGACUGUGUGAUCGUGUGUUUCGUGGUAUUUAACUGGUAUUGCUUUUUCAAAAGUUUUGUGCGCCUUCCAUGUCGUUGUUUUCUAAGCACGCUUCGAUUGACUCUGCCGAAGGUAAAUUCAUUCUUCUAAACGUAUAUUUUAUCAUAGAAAUGUGUUAUUGUAAAAAUGUGCAGUAUUCUGCUUGAACCAACUUCUCAGUAGAAUACUCUGUACAUGAUCAGACUAUGUAAGGAAGAAUGAUUUCACUGGACGGCUGUCUUUAAUCACAGCGUUUCUUGUUAAAAAAUAUUUGAUUUUUAUCCCUAUCAGCCCAGUUAGAAAAUCAAAUAUGCCCCGUCCCAAUAUUAAUUAAUCAUAAUUUCACGACCUUCCACUGGACGUAAUUCUUCGUGGAUUAAUCAGCGUAGAAGAAAUUGGCAUAUUAUAUCAUCGUAACUUAAUAUCAUCGUUGCACUGAAACCUAUAUGUCGCACUGAAAAAAAGAAGUCAAGAAGGAUACAGCCUUCAGCACGUAGGCAUGGUGUGUUUUCAGCAUGAGAAAUAAUCAGUAUCUUACUUAGAUCGUUCGGCAGGGUGUUGAUCGAGGGUGUUAAGUACUAUGCGGAUCAACCACGUAUGCUGGGGAAAACUUUCCUACGAUUGGUGAGUCCUAACAAGUCUCGAGAUAUUAAUUUCAAUCCUAUUCGAAUUCCCCUCGAAUUCUUUCAUAUUCUCAAUCUCGUGGUUUCAGGAAAGGGACUUCGACAAACAUGUGGCCUACUGUAGGGACGAGCCAGCGGCCCAGGAGUUCCUUCAGAUGAACGACGCGGUACGAGAGUACUUUGAGGUGAGUCACUAAUCGUCCCUAUUAAAGUAGCCCUGUACUAAUAAAAUAAUUUUGAUUAUUAGAUG